AUGGAAGAACAACCACAAAAUGGCACUGCUGCUGGUCACCCUGAAGUCAAUUCGGUUAAGGAACCAGCGAUUCUGGAGACUCCUGAAGACGUGCGUAACAGAAGAAACCAGGUUCUUGACCGCUAUGCUGCCUUCAAAGAGGCUACAGAUGAGCGUCGUCGUCGACUAGAGGACGCCAAAAAGUAUCAGUACUUCAAGCGCGAUGCUGAUGAACUUGAGAAUUGGAUUCAGGAAAAGCUGCAAACUUACAGCAGUGAAGACUAUAAGGAUCUCACAAACCUUCAGAGCAAGAAGCAGAAGCAUCAGGCUCUCGAGUUGGAAGUCAACGCCCACUUUGAGAAUCUAAACUCUCUCGACGGCGGUGGUGAAGAAAUGAUUUCUCAGCACCAUUAUGCUUCGGAAAUCAUUCGAGGCAUCUUAGAUGAACUGCAUGCACUCUGGGAGAAGCUCAUGGCUAUGUUCAUGCAGAAAGCCCGUCUUCUUAACCUCACUCUUGAAUAUGUCAACUAUCUACGUCGAGUUGAUGAAAUUCUCUUUUGGAUUCGUGAAAAGGAGGCAUUUGUCACCUCCGAGGAAUUUGGUCAAGAUCUAGAACACGUGGAGGCUCUCCAAAAAAAAUAUGAUGAAUUCAUGAAGGAUCUGGAGUACCAAGAGGGUCGUGCAAUGGAGAUUUACGCCAAGGCCGAUGAACUGCUGAAGGAGGAGUUUCCAGAAGAGGCACUGGUUAUUGAGAAGAAAACGGAGGUUCGUGAGGCUCUCGAUCGUCUCAAGGAACUUGCAAGAAAGCGGCAGAAUAAGCUUUAUGAGGCACACGAGAUUCAACGUUUCUUUCGGGAAACGGACAAAGCCAUCUCGUGGCUCAAUGAGAAGUCAAUUCCCCUCGCAAUCGAGGACUGUGGCCGCGACCUCGUCUCCGUGCAGGCUCUACAGCGCAAACAUGAAGCUCUUGAGCGUGAUUUGGCAGCCCUGGAGGACAAAGUCUCCCAGCUCAGUACCGACGCUGAAGCGCUCUCCGAAAGGCACCCCGAUUCGAAGGAUACGAUCCAGGAGAAGCGUAAUACGCUCACAACAGCUUGGCAGGAUCUCAAGGCCAAAUCUGGAGACAGGCGCGCGAAGCUGGAGGAAUCCUUCCUCUUGCAUCGUUUUCUUGCCGACUGGCGUGAUCUCACUCUGUGGAUUGCGGACACCAAGGCCAUCAUCUCGGCCGACAAGUUAGCCAAAGAUGUGGCGGGUGCCGAGGCUCAAGUAGAACGCCACAACGAGCACAAGGGUGAAAUCGAUUCACGCGAGGAUGCCUAUAGGUCCUGCAUGGAGGAAGGUCAACGUCUUGUUGAUAUGGGCCACCCGACAAGCGCAGAUGUUGUCAAGAAGAUGAACACUCUGCAGAAUGAGCGUGAUUCUCUGCUUGAACUCUGGGAGGCUCGUCGUGUUCAGUUUGAGCAGUGUAUGGACCUCAUGCUCUUCUUCCGUGAUACUGAACAGGCUGAAGCCUGGAUCGCCAAGCAGGAGGCUUUCCUUGAAAACAAGGAUGUUGGUGAUUCGUUAGAUGCGGCUGAAGCUCUCAUGCGGAAGCAGGAGGACUUUGAAAAGUCUCUGACAGCUCAGGAAGAGAAAAUCAGAAAUUUGGAAGCGUUUGCGGACAAACUGAUCGCCGGAAAUCAUUAUGCCUCUCCAGAGGUGGCUGAGCGCCGUGAAUCUCUGCUGCAACGUCGAACUGCUCUUCAAGACAAGGCCGCCCUUCGCCACCAGCAGUUGGUAGACUCGCAUCGCUACCAGAUGUUUGAUCGCGAUGCUGACGAAAUGAAAGCAUGGAUUAUGGAGAAGCUGAAAACUGCUACCGACGAAAGCUACAAGGAUCCAACCAAUCUGCAAACUAAGGUACAAAAACACCACAAUUUUGAGUCUGAAAUCAACGCAAAUCGAUCACGAAUGGACGAGGUGAAGAAAAUGGGUACUGACUUGAUUGACGGGCAACACUACAAAUCUGAUGACAUAAGGGCACGCAUCGGUGAGCUGGAUGAUCUAUGGCUCCAACUUCUCGACGCUAUGGCAAAAAAGGGCAAAAAUUUAGAGCAGGCCAACAAUCAGCAGCAGUUUGUGCGCAAUGUUGAAGAUGUGGAGCUCUGGCUCUCCGAAGUGGAGGCCAAACUGGCUUCGGAUGACCAUGGAAGAGAUUUGAACAACGUGAUUAACAUUCAGAAGAAGCACAACCUCCUUGAAUCAGAUGUGCAGUCACACCGUGAUCGUAUCUGCGCGUUCCGGGAUCAGGUGGAGAAGUUUAAACAGGAGGGUCACUACGACGCCCCGAUUCUAGAACAAAAGCAGCAGCAAGUAAUGGCUCGUUACGAGGCCCUUGCGAAGCCGCUGAAAAGUAAGCGAGCUCGUCUAGAUGACGCCUACAGGUUACAUCAAUUCUACCGCGAUGUAGAGGAUGAAGAGGAUUGGAUUCGGGAAAAGGAGCCUGUUGCUGCUUCAAAUAAUGUUGGUCGUGACUUGAUUGGCGUACAGAACCUGAUCAAGAAACAUCAGGCCGUGUUAGCUGAAAUCGCAGGCCAUGAACCACGCAUCCAAGAUGUCUACCAGACCGGCGAGAAUAUGGCUCAACAAGGUCACUUCGCCUCAGAGGAGAUUAGAAAACGAAUCGCGGGUCUCAACUCGGUUUGGGAAGACUUGCGCCAGAAGGCUGAAAACCGACGCAAAUUACUGGAUGAUUCACUUCAGGCUCAGCAGUACUUUGCGGACGCUAGUGAAGCUGAGAGCUGGAUGCAUGAAAAAGAGCCUCUUGUAGACUCUAAAGAGCUUGGACGAGAUGAAGAUUCCACUGAAGCUCUCCUCAAGAAGCAUGAUGCUCUGAUGGCUGACAUCGAAGCCUACGGAUCGACUAUCGAGAGUUUGGGCAAGCAGGCCUCUGAGUGUGGAAUGCAAGAGGUUCCUGUAGGCGACUUGAUGGGCAAAGAGCUGGUGGUAGCUUUGUACGACUACCAGGAGAAAGCCCCUCGUGACGUCUCCAUGCGUAAAGGCGAGAUUCUUUCCCUUCUCAACAGUUCCAGCAAGGACUGGUGGAAGGUCGAGAUAAACGACCGUCAAGGCUUUGUUCCUGCUGCGUACUUAAAGAAGAUCGAUGCACCAUUGACGGACAGCCAGUCCCACCUCCUGGACCAACCUCUCACAGUGGCAUUACAACAGAAGCGGCUUGAGGAGCAGUACAACAACCUUCUCAAACUCGGUCGUGACCGCCGGGAACGCUUGCAGGGCUCAGUUCAGGCCUACCAACUUGUACGUGAAGCGAAUGACCUGCAUCAGUGGGUUGUUGAGAAGGAACUCCUCGCUGUUACUGAGACCAUCGUUCCUGUGGGACUUGAAGAGGUGGAGUGUGAACGAAAGCGAGUGGACAACCUCAUGGCAGAACAGAAGGAUCGUGAGCAGCGCGUUCAGGAUCUGAAGGACAAAGCGGAUCAUUUGAAGCGCGGUGGUCAGACCGAGGCCGUGGAGAAGAUUGAGGGUAUCAUAAUGCAGUUACAGAAGAAAUACGAACAACUUGAAGAGGUAACUACGAAGAAAGUUAAGAAUUUGGAUGACAUCAACGCGGUGCAACGCUACCACCGUGACUGUGAUGAAGCCAAGGAGUGGAUUGACGAGAAGGAUGUUCGGCUAACUACUGAUGAUGUUGGCAAAGACCUUACCUCGGUCCAACGCCUUAUUCGAAAACACGAUGCCCUUGAGCGCGAUCUCGUUGCUCUUGGUGAUCGCGUCAAGCAGCUCGAUGUAAAGGCUGCCGAUUUAGCACAGACGCAUCCGCAAGAGGCUGAGGGCAUCUGUCAGCACCAGGAGCAGAUCAAUCAAGCCUGGAAUGACCUCACAGCCAAGGCCGAGGCUCGCAAAGCCAAGUUGUUGGACUCCCUCGAUUUGCAGAAGUUCCUUGCUGAUGGACGUGAUCUCCAGUCGUGGAUGAACACGAUGAAUGCCCUCGUCUCCUCCAACGAUCUUGCAACUGAUGUGACCGGAGCCGAGGCUCUAAUUGAACGCCAUCAGGAACACCGCGCCGAAAUCGAUGCCCGUGCCGGCACCUUCGACAACUUUGACGCUUUUGGGCAUGAGCUAGUGGAGAACAAGCACUACGCUAGUCCUGAAAUUGAAAAACGCAUUGAGGAGACCCGUGUGGCUAGAGACAAUCUUCUCAAAGCCUGGCAGGAUCGUGAAAAGGAAUUGGAGCAGAACUUGAAACAGCAGCAGUUUUUACGUGACUGCGAACAGGCUGAGGAUUGGAUGAGUAUGCGCGAGUCCUCCCUUGUCGGCACCAGUGGUGAUGACGUGGACAAGGUGGACGCUUUGAUCAAGAAGCAUGAGAACUUCAACCGUGCCAUUACUGCACAGGAGGCGAAGAUUCAAGCUCUGGACGCCUCGGCAGGUGCCCUUCUCGCUGAGGGUCACUAUGACGCUCUGGGGAUACAGGCGAAGCGUGAGGAAGUCCUCGGACGCUGGGCGGAGCUCAAACAGGCCAUGAUUGAGAACAGGAGUCGUCUGGGCGAUGUGCAAACCUUGCAGGCUUUCCUUCGCGAUGCUGAUGAGAUGGAGAUCUGGAUCAACGAGAAGCUCCAGGCUACUAUGGAUGACUCUUACAAAGAUCCCACAAUUAACGUGCAGGCUAAGCAUCAAAAACAUCAAGCCUUCCAGGCAGAAUUAGCCGCAAACGCAGAACGUCUACAAGCCAUCCUCGGGGCCGGCCAACGCCUGAUUGAGAAGGGUCAGUGCAAGGGUCAGGAGAACGCCGUUGAGGAACGGUUGACCAAAUUGGCGGACCAAUGGGAGGACCUGAUAAGGCGAUCUGAGGAGAAAUCGGCUAAGCUGCAGGAGGCCAAUCGUCAAGCGGCUUACAAUGCCAGUGUGAAGGACAUUGAGUUUUGGUUGGGUGAAGUGGAGGCCUCAUUGGCCAGCCCGGAUUAUGGAAAGGACUCUGCAUCGGUGGAUAGCCUUCUCUCUAAGCAUCAGGUCCUCACUACCGAUAUUCAAGCUCACGAGGAUCGAAUCUCCGAACUGAAUGCCCGAGCCGAUGAGCUUUACGCCGCGGGGGCUAUCGAUGCAGACACUAUCAAGGAACGCAAGCGAUGGAUCAAUGAGCGCUACGAGAAGAUCCGCGCAUUAUCUGAGAAUCGGGCGAUCACUUUGGGUAAGGCGAAGUGUCUGCACGACUUUUACCGUAAUUUGGACGACGAGGAGGCAUGGAUUAGGGAGAAGAAGAUUCUCGUCAGCUCGGAGGACUAUGGGCGUGACUUGAUUAGUGUGAGAAACUUGAAGAAGAAGCACAAGCGCCUCGAGGCUGAGAUUGUCGCGCACAAGCCUGCGGUACACCAGGUCACUCAACAGGGCCAAGAGCUCAUGUCAAAUACGGAGCUGGCUGAUCCGGUGGAAAUCCAAAGGCGUAUCGAUCACUUAAACCAGGCAUGGGAGGAGUUGCAAACCUUGACCGCUAACCGCGACCGCAGAUUGGACGAGUCCUCAGACUACCAAGACUUCUUGGACGCUGUUGAAGAGGAGACCGCGUGGAUUUUGGAGAAGCAGCAUCUUCUAUCUUCCGAUGACCACGGCGACACCUCUGCAGCUGUUCAAGGCCUGGUCAAACAACAUGAGGCCUUUGAAGCUGAUUUGAAGGUUCACCAAAAGAAGUGCGAGGAAAUAUGCCGUGCCGGUAUGGAUUUGAUCGAGCGUGGCAACCAUAACAAAGUAGCCAUUGAGCAGAAAUGCGAGGGUCUUCGCGAGAAGUUGGAAGUGUUGGUGCGCAAUGCAGAGCGUCGAAAGGCCCUUCUGCUGGAUAACCACGCCUUCCUUCAGUUCAUGUGGAAAACAGAUGUGGUGGAGCUGUGGAUUGCCGAUCGUGAGGCUCAGGUGCGCUCCGAAGAUUAUGGACGCGAUCUGAGCUCGGUGCAGACUCUAUUGACCAAACAUGAGACGUUUGACACCGCGUUGGAGUCCUUCCGCACCGAGGGCAUAAAGACUAUAACUGAACUCCAUGAUCAGCUCAUCCAAUCAAAACACGUCCAAUCACAGGCUAUUCAAAAGAGGUUUGAUACUCUAAUAAGUCGUUGGGAGCGCUUGAAGAGUGAAUCCGAGCGUCGAAAGAACGAGUUGCUGCAGUUGCAGAGCCAGUACAAGAAGGUGGAGGAGCUCUAUCUGGACUUUGCCAAGCGUGCCUCCACCUUCAACUCGUGGUUCGAGAACGCGGAGGAGGACCUCACCGACCCCGUGCGAUGCAACUCUCUGGAUGAGAUUCGCGCCCUUGUUGAGGCUCAAGAGCAGUUCAAGGCCUCCUUGAAGCCCGCUGAAACCGACUUUCAGCGUCUGCGCCAGUUGGAUAAGGAGAUCAAAGGCUAUGGUGUUGAAGAGAAUCCCUACACCUGGUUUAAUAUGGUCGCUCUUGAGGAUACUUGGCGCAAUCUUCAGAAGAUCAUUCAGGAGCGCGAUGAGGAACUUAGGCGCGAAUUGGCUCGUCAGGAGCAGAAUGAUCAAUUGCGUCAGGAGUUCGCCGCUGCUGCCAACAGUUUCCAUGCUUGGCUACAGUCGGUACGCAACUCGUUGAUGGAGGGUACGGGGACUCUAGAGGAACAGUUGGAGGCCAUCCAGGCCAAGUCGGUGGAGAUCCGCUCGCGUAAAGUGGAGUUGAAGCAGAUUGAGGAGUUGGGCGCGAGGCUUGAAGAGCGUCUCAUUCUCGACAACCGCUACACCAAACAUAGCACCGUGGGAUUGAGCCACACUUGGGACCAGUUGGAGCAGCUGGUGGUGCGCAUGAAGCGCAAUCUGGAGCAGCAGAUCCAAGCGCGCAACGUCUCGGGCGUAAGCGAGGAGGCGUUGCGUGAGUUCUCCAUGAUGUUUAAGCACUUUGACAAAGACAAGUCGGGUCGUUUGGAUCAUCGCGAGUUUAAGUCGUGUCUACGCGCCCUGGGCCACGACCUCCAGUUGGUGGAGGAAAACCAGCCCGAUCCGGAAUUUGAGGCCAUCUUGGCUGUCGUCGACCCUAACCGAGAUGGCUACAUCACGCUGCAGGAAUUUAUGGCCUUUAUGAUCAGUCGAGAGACGGAGAAUGUGCAGUCUCGAGAUGAGGUGGAGGAGGCCUUCCGCUCUCUCACCAAGGAUGGCACGAAGGAUUACAUCACCAAGGAGGAGCUCUACGCCAAUCUGUCAAAGGAGCAAGCCGACUAUUGUGCUCAAACGAUGCCACCCUACUACACGAAAAGCGGUCAACCUGUGCAGGACGCCUACGACUACAUGGGAUUCACGCAACAACUCUUCCAGAAGUAG
Echinococcus granulosus is the source of this 7293-nucleotide messenger RNA. Its product is annotated as Spectrin alpha chain. Lineage: Eukaryota; Metazoa; Platyhelminthes; Cestoda; Cyclophyllidea; Taeniidae. Gene Ontology annotation, cellular component: cell junction; cortical actin cytoskeleton; plasma membrane. The transcript is spliced from 14 exons. The coding region runs from base 1 to 7293 and encodes 2430 amino acids. Gene Ontology annotation, biological process: actin cytoskeleton organization. The record is from RefSeq and is a predicted model, not a curated record. Gene Ontology annotation, molecular function: actin filament binding; calcium ion binding.